UCUUUCCAAGGGAAACUUGAUCAGAACGCAGAACAUUGAUCUGAGAAUUAUUACAUAUUACCAGCAGAGGAACUUUCACAGGAGUAGAUAGAGAUCGAUCAAAGCUCUCCCAUGUCAAGUUUAAGUAAUACAAGGAGGAGAUUAGCAUGUUGCAAUUUUCACUUUGAUGUUCAGAAUCCACUAUUUCAUGCUGGUCACAGAACACGCACACUGGAUGUUCAGAUCCAACGUGCGGCUCUAGAAGGAGACUGGAACACCGCGGAACGUAUUCUGAGAACCAAUCCGAAUUACAGUCGCGAAAGGAUUACGAAAAAAGGAGAAACAGUCCUUCACCUGGGCACAGCGGCGAAAAGGAGAGGAUUUGUGCGGCGGCUGGUCCACGUUUUGAACCCAGAAGACUUGGAAGUGAAAAACGAUGUGGGAUGCACGGCUUUUAGUUACGCAGCCAUGUCGGGAGUGGUUGAAAACGCUAAGGUGAUGAGCGAGAAGAACGGGAAAUUAUGGAAUAUCCGGGAUGAGAAGGGUGAAACGCCAAUCCAUCACGCGGUUGUGAUGGGGCAUAAAUCCAUGGUUGCAUUCCUCUGUCACAUCACGGACUUCUCCGAGUUGGGGGACUGGGAGAUCAUUUGGCUCUUGGAAGCCACUAUUCAGAACGAUAUGUACGACGUGGCAACGACAAUGUUAACCCAGUGUACACCUUUGACCUUAACAACGUUAGAUCGGAAUCAAAUAUUGUUGGACGUUUUAGCUCGAAAGCGUAUUGGUGAGAGCCGCCGAGAAGGAAUUAUGGAAACAUUUCUUCUUGCAACUUCUAAUGUGCUUCCCUCACUGUUUUUCUCAAAUUGGAUGAAACAAAAGUGUUUGGGCAAGGAGCAAGGCAGAAGGCUAUUUGAAAAGAUUUGGUCAGAGUGUACAUCCUUAACCGAUGGUGAGUUCCUGGAGCUAAUCAGGCGUAAAGAGAUACUCCACUAUGCUGCAAGAGAGGGGAAUGUUGAGUUUCUAGACAUGAUUCUUCACAACAACCCAGACCUCUUGUGGGAGCUCAAUCAAAAAGGACAGACCAUUCUCCAUGUCGCUGUGUUAUAUCGACAGAAGAAAGUCGUCCAUCUUAUUUGCAACGUACGAGGUUACAAAGAUUUCAUCGUUCUCCUCGAAGACGAUGACCGCAACAACGUUUUGCAUUUGGCAGCCACACUGCAGGGAUUGCAAAACAGCAGCACCCCUUCUCAAGAUCACGAUCACUCGUUAUUGCUUAAGCAACUACUUAUUAUGUUGGACGAGCGGGAGGAAGAGAAGAUUAUGCCACAAUCACUUCUCCAAUUAUCCACAGCAGCCCUUCAAUUUGAAAGAGAGAUCUCAUGGUUUAAUGAGGUGGAGAAGAUUGUGCCAUCAUCACUUCACAACAUGAGAAACAACGAUGACAAAACCGCAAAGCAAUUGUUUUCAAAAGAGCACAUGGCGUUAAAGAUAGAGGGCGAAAAAUCCAUCAGAGACACCGCAAACUCAUGCAUGCUCGUGGCAACGCUAAUCGCCACCGUUGCAUUCGCCGCCGCCUUCACCUUACCGGGCGGCAACGAAGAACGCACAGGAACUCCCAUAUUCAUAGCGCAAACAACGUUUACCAUUUUCACAAUAUCCGAUGUGGUGGCGAUGAUCAGCUCAAUGCUCUCAAUCGUCACGUUCUUGUCCAUCCUAAUUUUGCGUUACACGGAAGAUAACUUUCGUGUGGCGCUGCGGAGAUUGUUGUUUGGACUGGCGGCACUGUGUGUUUCUAUAGGUGGGAUGCUCGUUGCUUUCACCGCGGGAUUCUUUGUGGUGUAUGGGAAGGCGUGGCAGACAAUUGUGAUCGCUGCGUUUGCGGGUGUGCCGGUUGCGUUGUUUUUGCUGCUCAAUUCAAAGCUUUGGUUUGACACUAUUGCGUCGGUGUUGCUUAACUAGUUUCACUUUCAUUACAAAUCGAUUGCUUUCCAGGAUAAUUAUUGAAUAGAUUUGGCUGAUACUGCAGUUGUGUUGAACUGAUACUACUGUUGUGUUGAAAGGGAACUGC
This is a messenger RNA of Ipomoea triloba (trilobed morning glory), 2047 nucleotides long. Its product is annotated as ankyrin repeat-containing protein NPR4-like. Gene Ontology annotation, molecular function: protein binding. NCBI's taxonomy places the organism in Eukaryota, Viridiplantae, Streptophyta, Magnoliopsida, Solanales, Convolvulaceae. Bases 112 to 1938 code for a protein of 608 amino acids. The transcript is spliced from 7 exons. The record is from RefSeq and is a predicted model, not a curated record.